Eremomyces bilateralis CBS 781.70 is the source of this 496-nucleotide messenger RNA. RefSeq lists its product as uncharacterized. Bases 14 to 496 code for a protein of 160 amino acids. The transcript has 3 exons. Lineage: Eukaryota; Fungi; Ascomycota; Dothideomycetes; Eremomycetales; Eremomycetaceae. The record is from RefSeq and is a predicted model, not a curated record.
AUUGUCACCCAGGAUGAGCUUGGGGUCAUUGAUAUCCAAUGCUAUGACCAGCCGGAAGAGCCAGGCCAUGUGUGCGAGUUCGCUCGAUGGUACCGGAUUUUCGAGAUCGACACUGAUAUUCAACCCGCCAUCGCUAUCCAGCGUACGCCAUUGUUCGUCACGAAUAUCGACAUUCCUAAUGCCUCGCGACAGUUCCUCUGCAAUAUCCCGAAUCCGCCUCGCGACAUUUUCCUCUUGCAUCCAGAUGAAGUCGAGUCUAUCGCAUUAUUUCGGCCCUUACAAUGAUAAAAACCUGCAAUUUGGCGCCACACGUUUAGGAAGACCGGAUGGCGAUAUCGCGAUGAUUUUUUAUAAUGACGACGGCGUUGAAUCCUCUCAGGAACUCCUAACGGUGGGUGUACAUUAUGAACACAGUGAUAGCCGCACUCCGCAGUUCGGGAUGAUGAAGAACCACCUCCCUUUCCUGAAGCUCACGCCCAAUGUCCUAGUUUCAUAG